Messenger RNA from Sphenostylis stenocarpa, 1020 nucleotides. The record is from the annotation of a GenBank genome assembly. Lineage: Eukaryota; Viridiplantae; Streptophyta; Magnoliopsida; Fabales; Fabaceae.
AUGUCCGUCGCUACUUCUCCUCUCCUUCGUCCUCUGCAUCAAUUACAAUUCCCCAAAUGCCCUCGCCUUUCUUCCAAAUCCCACUUUCGCCCUCGUCGCUUCGACUCCCUAACCCAGAGAACCAUCCGUGCAAUCUCCGCAGUUGCAGUGGAAUCGGAGAUACGUACACAGCAGGAUCAAUCAAUUGAAGCAGACGUCUUUGCCUGCCCAAUAUGUUAUGAACCAUUGAUAAGAAAAGGCCCUCCUGGCCUGAAUUUAUCAGCAAUCUACAGGUCUGGUUUCAUGUGUAAGAGAUGUAAGAAGUCAUAUUCUAGCAAAGAUAGGUAUCUGGAUCUGACUGUAACUGCUGGCUUGAAAGAUUACACUGAAAUUCAACCACCUCGGACUGAGCUUUUCAGGAGUCCCCUUGUUUCCUUCUUAUAUGAAAGAGGUUGGCGUCAGAAUUUCAGGCAAAGUGGCUUUCCUGGUCCUGAUGAAGAGUUCAAAAUGGCUCAAGAGUACUUCGCAUCAGCUAGAGGUGGACUUCUUGUUGAUGUUAGCUGUGGCAGUGGAUUAUUUUCGCGAAAAUUCGCUAAAUCUGGAAGCUAUUCUGGAGUCAUUGCACUAGAUUUCUCUGAAAAUAUGCUUCGCCAAUGUUAUGAUUUCAUUAACAAAGAUGACACACUUUCAAUCACUAAUAUUGCUCUUGUAAGGGCAGAUGUUUCCAGGCUCCCCUUCGCAUCAGGUUCAGUUGAUGCUGUUCAUGCUGGUGCAGCUUUGCAUUGCUGGCCAUCUCCCUCCAAUGCUGUUGCUGAAAUCACCCGGAUAUUAAAAAGUGGUGGAGUUUUUGUUGGAAGCACUUUUCUGCGUUACAGCUCAUCAACUCCCUGGUUUGUUCGCCCUUUCAGAGAGAGGACUUCACAAGGCUAUGGCUAUUUAACAGAGGAAGAGAUCAAAGACCUUUGCACCUCAUGUGGUCUUACCAACUACUCAAGCAAAAUUCAGCAGGCUUUUAUUAUGUUUUCAGCUCAAAAGCCAUAA